CACUGCACAGUACUAGACCUGCAGAGAAAAAAGAAGAAAAAAUGGACUCAAAGAAAAUGAACUCACCUAGAAAAAGGAUAAGGAAAUAUCAUACAAGAAAAGUCCUAUUAUUAACUCUUAUAUGGAUAUGGCUGAAGCUAGAAGAGAAAUUGUCCAUGCUUUAGAGCUUCAUCGUUCUUCUUCAUCUUCAUCUUCAUCUUUUAGUAACCCGAUGAAUUAUGCAGUAUCGGGUCAAAGAGUAAAUUCCCAGCAAUUUUAUUACUCAAUAGUGGAGUCAAUGCCUAUACCUCAACCAACUUGGUCUACAACGGCUCCGGCAAUACAUACUGCACCGCCACCACUGCUGCUGCCGCCGUCUCCACCACCGUCUUCUUUUGCCGGUGAAGUUCCUGAGUUUGAUUGGUGGAUAGGGUUUCUGAAGUCAUUGGAUGGCAAGAAGAGUACAAGUAGACAAAGAUAUUUGCCUCUUGAAGAAGAUAUUUUGAUGGAAAAUUCGAAGGUGCUUAGCCAAUUACACGACGGAUUAAAGAAUGAGCCUCCUAAUUGUAUAGGUGCAAAUGAUGAUCCUAGUUACCAAUUUCCAGAUGAGUGGUUGAUUAUCCCUACAGCUGAUGAUGAUCAUGUACUGGAGUUUAUUUAAAUUAACCUUUAAAACCUAGAAGUCCUUCAACAAAAAACUAGGUAAGUUUCUCAUUUCACUUAAAAAAAGAUGGGAAAACAGAAAUUAGCAACGGACAAAAUCUGUCGCUGAUUGUAUUUGGCCACUAAUCCUAUUUAGCGGCGGUUUGGCAGUAGAUGAGCAACUUAGAAGAAAUCUGUAGUUAAUUCCAGUUUUUUAGUGUCUCCUGUCAUUUCAGUAAUUUUUGUAUGUCUUAUUCAUUUACUAUUAGUAGAGGCUAGUGGUUGUUUUAUGUAAUUCUUCCUUAUUCUUUGCCUCAUCUAUAAUGCAAUGGUAGUUGCAA
Molecule: messenger RNA, 962 nt
Organism: Lycium barbarum (goji berry)
Lineage: Eukaryota; Viridiplantae; Streptophyta; Magnoliopsida; Solanales; Solanaceae
Exons: 2
Coding region: 122-640 (172 amino acids)
Source: RefSeq, a predicted model, not a curated record